Messenger RNA from Penicillium cinerascens, 549 nucleotides. RefSeq lists its product as uncharacterized. Lineage: Eukaryota; Fungi; Ascomycota; Eurotiomycetes; Eurotiales; Aspergillaceae. The transcript has a single exon. The record is from RefSeq and is a predicted model, not a curated record. Bases 1 to 549 code for a protein of 182 amino acids.
AUGGCGUCUUGCGAGUCUGGGCCCCUUCCCACCUCGACCACGGCCAAUCUAGCUUCAAGCACCGACUCCAGUAGCACCGGCUCUGCCGAGUCCCCGAUUGAACGGACUCCCGAGGGCAUAAUCAUGGUGGAACGGCCCUGCGACACAGACAAUCUGGCCCACAACGCCCCGACCCGGCACUACUUCGAAAUAACCCGCGAACUGAACACGAUCAGUUUCUCCGACAAGGACCGCCAGCUCCUGAAAGCAAUCGACCGACUUCAGGGCCUCCACUACGCACACCGCUCCUGCACCGUGGCCAAAUGGCGCUUGGACGAGAAGGUCCGCUUGGAUGUGAUUUGGCUGAUGUGCACUUUCGAAGAUUACCUUCAAUCCAAGGAUUGGCCGGAGACCCCCAAGGGAGAUGAGAGUAGGACGCUACUGGAUAUGUGCAAGUUCAUCUUUUACAGUCCUUAUGUUAAGCAGGAUCUGGAGAAGAUGGAGGAGGGACCUCAGAAGGAUGUUUUGAUGCGGCUUUAUCACUGCAUCUGCACUCGGUACACUACCUAG